AUGGCCAACCGGGCACGGUUGCCGGCCACCGCAGAAGUGUUUUUGGAGCAUUGGUCCUUCCAGUUGCCCCCGACUUGUUCGGUGGCGCCCGUCGGCGGCCCCGGCCGUUGGGGCUCGGCCUCGGCCUCCGAGCCCCCCCCCCCCCCCACCGCCCGGUCCCCGCCCUCCCCGCUGAUUGGCCGGCGGCGCCCCGAGGGGGCGGGAGGCCCGGGCGGGCGGAGCAGGUGCCGGGCGAGCCGGAGGACGCCCGCCGCGGCCCCGCCGGGCCAGGGGGGGGGGGCCGCCGCCGCCGAGCCCCCGACCGGCCCGCCGCCAGCCGCGCCGCCCACCGUCACCAUGACCACCACCGUCACCAUGACCACCACCGUCGUCGUCACCACCGCCACCACCACCGUCGUCGCCACCGCCGUCGUCACCCCCGCCGCCGCCGGCGGGACCGGCCCGCCCUCCCCGUCCGCCGCCGCCGAGGAGGAGGAGGAGGAGGAGGAGGAGGAGGAGGAGGGUGCCGAGGAGGAUGCCGCCCAGCCGGCCAGCCCCGCUCCCCAAGAGUUCGUGUGCAACUGCAGCCUGGUCGGAAGCCUGAAUGUGACUCAGUGUAACCAAACCACAGGACAGUGCACGUGUCACCAGGGCUACACGGGGCUGCACUGCGAAACCUGUGAGGAGGAGUUUUACCGGGACGAGCCCCAGGGGCACUGCCUGCCUUGCAACUGCAGCACCCAAGGAGCCGUCAGCUCCCUCUGCAGCAGCUCUGGGAAAUGUCAGUGUAAAGUGGGCGUGCAAGGUGUCAAGUGUAACCAGUGUCAAGAUGGGUAUUACGGACUCCAUCCGAGUGGCUGCGUGCCCUGCCAGUGCAGUAAUCGCUCUGCCAGUUGUGAUGCCAUCACAGGGGCUUGUCUGAACUGCGAAGGAGACAGCGAAGGAGUCCAUUGUGAAGAUUGUAAAGCCACUUUCUACAGGAAUGCCACUGCUCCCCACUCAUGCGUCCGCUGCCCGUGUUCAGAAGUGACAUCUACCGGCACCUGUCACAUAAAAAGCGGACAGCUGGAGCCCGAAUGCGAUCGGUGCACGGAGGGUUACACGGGAAGGAACUGCAACAAGUGUGACCACGGCUAUUACAACUCCGACAGCAUCUGCGUGAAGUGCGAGUGCCACGGCCACGUGGAUGGGGUCAGACACCCCCAGAUCUGCAAGCCCGAGAGCGGCGAGUGCAUCGAAUGCCUCCACAACACGGCGGGGUUUCACUGUGAACAGUGCCGGGAAGGUUUCACCCCAGGCCUCGAUGGAAACAACUGCACCGAGGAAGAAGUCACACCAGAGGUGCCAACCACCAGGAGUCUUACCCCUUGGGCCUCCAACGCCACACUGCCGCCGCCUCUGCCCACCACGGUACCAAACAGCACCUUCUCCCCCACCACGGCGCAGACGAUACUUUCCGUAGGCUCCUCGGAAAACAGUACCUCGGCGUUAGCCGACGUCUCGUGGACCCAGUUUAACAUCAUCAUCCUGACGGUCAUCAUCAUCGUGGUGGUGCUGCUGAUGGGGUUUGUGGGGGCCGUGUACACCUACCGGGAGUACCAAAACCGGAAACUGAAUGCCCCCUUUUGGACCAUCGAACUGAAGGAGGACAACAUCAGCUUCAGCAGCUACCACGACAGCAUCCCCAACGCCGACGUCUCCGGCUUGUUGGAAGAUGACGGCAACGAAGUGGCCCCCAACGGACAGCUGACGUUGACCACCCCCAUGCACAACUACAAGGCCUAAGCCAAGAGCCAGCCGGACUCGUCCAAGGCCGCUGGCCUGUGGAGCCCGCGGCCGGAUCCAGGCCGCGGGCGGCGGGGGGGCAACUCGGGGCCGACCCACCGGUCAGUGCUGGCUGAGAAAGGCUGGGAGUUUAGCGUGUCGGAAAUUUUCAGAUGGAGACGGGGAGCGCGUUCACCUCGGCUCCCUCCGGUUCCCCCCGCGAAGACCCUGUAGAGUUCGUGGUUGGAAGGGACUUGAUGGAAAAUCUAUUUUUGUACCAAACCACCCCAGGGUGGGCCAAGGUCGCACUCCCCCGGUGACCCCCCAAAUCACCUGCCGUUCUUUUCAGCUCACCUCCGGGGGAAGCCAGACUGAGCCA
Tachyglossus aculeatus (Australian echidna) is the source of this 2122-nucleotide messenger RNA. RefSeq names its product multiple EGF like domains 9 (gene MEGF9). Bases 1 to 1764 code for a protein of 587 amino acids. Gene Ontology annotation, biological process: axon guidance. The record is from RefSeq and is a predicted model, not a curated record. Gene Ontology annotation, molecular function: extracellular matrix structural constituent. NCBI's taxonomy places the organism in Eukaryota, Metazoa, Chordata, Mammalia, Monotremata, Tachyglossidae. The transcript has 8 exons. Gene Ontology annotation, cellular component: basement membrane.